Messenger RNA from Lindgomyces ingoldianus, 660 nucleotides. RefSeq lists its product as uncharacterized. The record is from RefSeq and is a predicted model, not a curated record. Lineage: Eukaryota; Fungi; Ascomycota; Dothideomycetes; Pleosporales; Lindgomycetaceae. The transcript is spliced from 6 exons. Bases 1 to 660 code for a protein of 219 amino acids.
AUGUCUCAAUCCAUAUAUUCAUACUCCCUCUCAACCCUCGGCAUCUGCGUCACCCGGACGAAAAAAAUUCCGGUGAUGAAGCGAUAUCAGAUACCACCAUCACCAUUCCCUCGAACAAAAUCUCCAAGACAACAUAUUGAUAAGGCCAAAAUAUCAGAAGGAAAAUUUGCUCUUCUAUUAUCAAAAUGGAAAUAUAUCAGUAACUACAUUGCUUUAUACCUUCGUCCUAAGACCCUGCUCUCGUGUCGCCUCACCUCGUCGCUUCUACCCCUCACCCUUCUAAUUCAACGAGGCUCACCUGUAGAAAAUUCACCUCUAAAAGUUGACAAAUUAGCCCUGAAUCUAAGUUAUAUUCCUUCUGUCUUAGAGGAAACUCCCAUGACCACGAAGCAUGUCACCAACUAUAUUAGAGCUUCGGCGGGAAGCUCAAAUACAGGCUCCCCAGCACCCCUCAUCGAAUUAACAGAGGCACCAGACGAGCAAAAUACUCCUGAUCAAGAUGCUUGCCACCAAUAUCUCUUAAAGAGAUAUGAACGCUAUGGCCGUGUAGUUAUCCUAAGAUACAUAUUGGCUAAAGUCUCUGGGAUUAGAUAUGAAGCAAAUAAUCGAAUAGUUGGUGCACAGCGAAUUCAAACGACAUUCUAUUCUGAACCGAGUUGA